GCUUCAGGUUCUAUUUAUGUCUAGACCAUCAAUAAAGAAUUUUUUAUCUCUAAGUGAGGCUUCAACCAGAUCUUCGAACUUCGACAAUGUCUAGCUCAAAGUCUCUUCUCUUAUUCAUCUCCGUCUUCUUGUCUUUAAUCUUCUCACUCUCUUUACCUGUUAAUUCUGUUAUCGAAGUGGAGAAACCACCUCAACCGCUAGCUCCUGUGGGCACGCUAGCGUCUCCUCCAUCGGCACCAACGGUUAAGCCGCCUUCACCUCCAACUGCACCGCUUCCACCACCAGUUAUGCCAAAAGAUUGCCCGAAUCUAUGUGAUGUCAGAUGUGGUUCACAUAGGAGACCCAAGGUGUGUAUUAGAGCAUGCAGAACAUGUUGUCUCAGGUGCAAGUGUGUACCACCCGGCACGUAUGGAAACAGAGAAAAGUGUGGCAAGUGUUAUAUUAGUAUGACUACUCAUGGCGGUCGACCUAAGUGUCCUUGAUGAGCUUAUAUAUGUUUCGUGUAAUUUUGUAUGAUCAAGUGUUUGAUGUCACAUAUGUGUUUGCGUAUUUUGUUAUUUUCUGAGUAGUCGACCUGAGUGACCUUGAUCCGCUUAUAUAUGGUUUAUGUAACUUUGUAUGAUCAAAGACAUCACAUCUAUGUUAACGUUAUUAAUAUGUUAAA
Raphanus sativus (radish) is the source of this 664-nucleotide messenger RNA. RefSeq names its product gibberellin-regulated protein 14. Bases 87 to 482 code for a protein of 131 amino acids. The transcript has 3 exons. The record is from RefSeq and is a predicted model, not a curated record. Lineage: Eukaryota; Viridiplantae; Streptophyta; Magnoliopsida; Brassicales; Brassicaceae.